Messenger RNA from Chinchilla lanigera (long-tailed chinchilla), 2675 nucleotides. It is a transcript of the gene Large2, whose product is annotated as glycosyltransferase-like 1B. Gene Ontology annotation, biological process: protein O-linked glycosylation via mannose. Gene Ontology annotation, molecular function: xylosyltransferase activity; glucuronosyltransferase activity. The record is from RefSeq and is a predicted model, not a curated record. Lineage: Eukaryota; Metazoa; Chordata; Mammalia; Rodentia; Chinchillidae.
GGACGAGGCCCGGCGGGGACAGAGGAAGCGGAGCGGGAAGCAGCACAAUCCCGACGCUCUGCUAGGCGUGGGGCACGCCGGCCCUGCCCAGGCCUCAGGGAGGCCCCUCAUCAGCUCAAGGGCGGGAGGCGGCCUUCAAAAGGGCGCCUUAUUCCGGCUGUCCCCGGCCCUAGCUGGGCCGCCCCGUCACCUGGACAGAGGGCGGCGGAAGCUGCCCGCCCCAGGUGCUCGGCGGCCCCAGGGCAGGUCUGGGCAAGCGCCGCCUCUGGUCUCCGGAGCAGGUGUCCCGACCCUGCGGCCCGACAUUCCUGCCCCGUCCCUUCCCCCGACCCGGGCCGCGCUCUGGCUGCUCCUGUGAUCCGGAGCCCGAGCUCCCCUCCCCGGCGGAGGAGAUGGGGAGGAGCGCCGGCUCGGGGCAGGUGGCGGGACCCGGCCUGGGGGCUCCUGCUGCCGGCCCACGCCGCCUGAACCCCCUGACGGGCGGCCUUCGGGGCCCGCCGCGCGCGAAGGGGCCCCGCGUCCGCCCAGGUGCCAGCUCCUGCACGUGGCCAUCGUGUGCGCAGGACUCAACUCCAGCCGAGAGGUCGUCACCCUGGUGAAGUCCAUGCUCUUCUACAGGAAAAAUCCGCUGCACCUGCACCUGGUGACCGAUGCAGUGGCCAGGAGCAUCCUGGAGACGCUCUUCCGAACGUGGAUGGUGCCGGCCCUCGGGGUCAGCUUCUAUGAUGCCGACCAGCCCAAGCCUCAGAUCUCCUGGAUCCCCAACAAGCACUACUCUGGCCUCUAUGGGCUGAUGAAGCUAGUGCUGCCCGGCAUCCUGCCCCCGGGCUUGGCCCAAGUCAUUGUCCUGGACACAGAUGUCACCUUCGCCUCUGACAUCGCGGAGCUCUGGGCGCUCUUUGCUUACUUUUCUGACAAGCAGGUGAUCGGGCUCGUGGAGAACCAGAGCGACUGGUACCUGGGCAACCUCUGGAAGAACCACAGGCCCUGGCCUGCCUUGGGCCGGGGAUUUAACACAGGUGUGAUCUUGCUGUGGCUGGACCGCCUUCGGCGAGCAGGCUGGGAGCAGAUGUGGCAGCUGACAGCGCGGCGGGAGCUCCUGACCCAUCCUGCCACCUCCCUGGCCGACCAGGACAUCUUCAAUGCCGUCAUCAAGGAGCACCCGGGGCUGGUGCAGCCCCUGCCCUGUGUCUGGAAUGUCCAGCUGUCAGACCACACGCUGGCCGAGCUCUGCUACUUGGAGGCAGCCGACCUCAAGGUGAUCCACUGGAACUCACCAAAGAAGCUGCGGGUAAAAAACAAACAUGCAGAAUUCUUCCGCAACUUGUACCUGACCUUCCUGGGGUACGACGGGAACCUGCUACGUCGAGAGCUCUUUGGGUGCCCGAGCCAGCCCCCAACUGGGGCUGAGCAGUUGCAGCAGAGCCUGGCCCAGCUCGACGAGGAAGACGCCUGCUUUGAGUUCCGGCAGCAGCAGCUCACCGUGCACCGUGUGCACAUCACCUUCCUGCCCCACAAGCCGCCACCUCCCCGGCCUCACGAUGUCACCCUGGUGGCCCAGCUUUCCAUGGACCGGCUGCAGAUGCUCGAAGCCCUGUGCAGGCACUGGCCGGGCCCCAUGAGCCUGGCCUUGUACCUCACAGACGCAGAGGCCCAGCAGUUCCUGCAUUUCGUCGAGGCCUCGCCGGUGCUGUCUGCCCGGCAGGAUGUGGCCUACCAUGUGGUGUACCGUGAGGGUCCCCUGUACCCUGUCAACCAGCUCCGCAACGUGGCCUUGGCGCAGGCACUCACGCCUUACGUCUUCCUCAGCGACAUCGACUUCCUGCCUGCCUACUCCCUCUACGACUACCUCAGGGCCUCCAUCGAGCAGCUGGGGCUGGGCAGCCUGCGCAAGGCCGCUCUGGUGGUGCCGGCGUUCGAGACCCUGCGCUACCGCCUCAGCUUCCCCAGGUCCAAGGCUGAGCUGCUGGCCUUGCUGGACGCUGGUGCCCUCUCCACCUUCAGGUACCACGAGUGGCCACGGGGUCACGCGGCCACGGACUACGCCAGCUGGCGGGAGGCUCAGGCGCCAUACCGCGUGCAGUGGGCAGCCGACUACGAGCCCUAUGUGGUGGUGCCACGCGACUGUCCCCGCUACGACCCUCGCUUUGUGGGCUUCGGCUGGAACAAGGUGGCCCACAUCAUGGAGCUGGACGCACAGGAGUAUGAGCUCCUGGUGCUGCCCGAGGCCUUCACCAUCCACCUGCCCCACACACCAAGCCUGGACAUCUCCCGCUUCCGCUCCAGCCCUGCCUAUCGCGCCUGCCUGCAGGCCCUCAAGGAGGAGUUCCACCAGGACCUGUCCCGCCGCUACGGGGCCGCUGCCCUCAAAUACCUCACGGCCCUGCAGCGGCCCAGGAGCCCCGUCUGAGCCGCUGUCGGCUGGACCUGUGCCACCCCUUCACCGGGCUCAGCUCACACGCGGCCUGCAGACACCGGGCACCCUCCCACUGCCACCCUCCCACCUUCACAGCUAUUUAAGUUAUUUAAGGUCUCUGUGGGUGGGCCUGGGGCCUCCCCUGCUGCCUUCGUGCCACAGCUGGGAUCCAGCCUCCUGUUGCCCCAGCUGGUUUGGGGCCGGCUUCCCCACCCUCCCUCCUGCACAUUCCUUUUUGAUAAUUAAAGUUUUGAAGUGA